Molecule: messenger RNA, 2326 nt
Organism: Gossypium arboreum
Lineage: Eukaryota; Viridiplantae; Streptophyta; Magnoliopsida; Malvales; Malvaceae
Product: long chain acyl-CoA synthetase 6, peroxisomal-like
Exons: 23
Coding region: 47-2137 (696 amino acids)
Biological process (GO): fatty acid metabolic process
Cellular component (GO): endoplasmic reticulum; membrane
Molecular function (GO): long-chain fatty acid-CoA ligase activity
Source: RefSeq, a predicted model, not a curated record
AAGAGGGAAAAAGAAUAGGAAAAGGAUCCACGUUAGCUUUCUCGUCAUGGAUUCCAUCACUGCUGAACGUCGACUUAACGCCAUUCACGGUCACCUUGUCCCCGUCGUCGUCGUCGGCGCCGGUUAUCAUUCCAACGACCUCCGUUCUAAUCCAACCGCCGGCGAAUUCCUCUCAGAGAAGGGUUAUAGUGUCGUGCUGCCAGAGAAACUGCAGACAGGAAAAUGGAAUGUAUACAGAUCUGCUUGCUCUCCGUUUAAGCUUGUGACUAGAUUUCCUGAUCAUCCUUAUAUUGGUACUUUGCAUGAUAAUUCUAUACAUGCAGUUGAUACCUUCCGAGAUUACAAAUAUCUUGGUACAAGAAUUCGAGUCGAUGGUACAAUUGGAGAGUACAAGUGGAUGACAUAUGGAGAAGCAGGAACUGCCCGGGCGGCCAUUGGUUCUGGCCUACUAUUUCAUGGAAUCCCGAAGGGCUCUUGUGUUGGCUUUUAUUUCAUCAAUAGACCAGAGUGGCUCAUUGUUGAUCAUGCUUGCUCUGCAUAUUCCCUUGUAUCAGUUCCUUUGUAUGACACUUUAGGUCCAGAUGCUGUUAAGUACAUUGUUAAUCAUGCUGAUGUGAAAGCUAUAUUUUCUGUGCCCCAAACACUGAAUUCUUUGCGAGGCUUUUUUAAUGAGAUUCCUUCUGUACAGUUGAUUGUGGUGGUUGGAGGAAUGGACAAUGAAUUGCCUUCAUUGCCACCUUCAACCGAAAUUCAGAUUGUGACAUAUGCAAAAUUAUUAAGUGAGGGCCGCGGUAACCCCCAACCUUUUUCCCCACCAAACCCAAAUGAUGUUGCAACCAUUUGCUACACUAGUGGUACAACUGGAACACCAAAGGGAGUUGUGCUGACCCAUGGAAACUUGAUUGCAAAUGCUGCUGGAUGCAGCAUUGCUACAAAAUUUUACCCCUCAGACAUAUAUAUAUCAUAUCUUCCUUUGGCACACAUUUAUGAACGAGGUUAUCAGGUUCUUUUAGCAUAUUUCGGAGUUGCAGUUGGAUUCUACCAGGGGGAUAACAUGGAAUUAAUGAAUGACCUGGUUGCACUACGACCAACGAUAUUUUGCAGUGUCCCUAGACUGUAUAACAGAAUUUACGCCGGUAUUCUCAGUGCAGUAAAGUCUUCUGGUCCUCUGAAGGAGAGACUUUUUAAUGCCGCCUACAAUUCCAAGAGGCAAGCAAUAAUGAAUGGAAAUAAUCCUUCACCCCUGUGGGACAAAUUGGUGUUCAACAAAAUAAAGGCCAAACUCGGAGGACGAGUUCGUUUCUUUUCUUCAGGUGCUUCACCCUUGUCUCCUGACAUCCUAGACUUCUUGAAGAUCUGCUUUGGUGGUCGAGUAUUGGAAGGAUAUGGAAUGACCGAGUCUUCAUGUGUUAUAAGCAUGAUGGAUGAGGGUGACAAUCUUUCUGGCCAUGUUGGCUCUCCUAAUCCGGCUUGUGAAAUAAAGCUUGUGGAUGUCCCAGAAAUGAACUACACAUCUGAUGAUGAGCCGCAUCCUCGUGGAGAAAUCUGUGUUAGGGGUCCAAUAAUUUUUCAAGGAUAUUACAAAGAUGAAGCGCAUACGAAAGAGGUACUUGAUGAAGACGGAUGGCUUCAUACGGGAGAUAUAGGACUAUGGUUACCUGGAGGUCGUCUUAAGAUUAUUGAUAGGAAGAAGAACAUUUUUAAGCUGGCUCAGGGAGAGUACAUAUCUCCAGAAAAAAUCGAAAAUGUAUACGCUAAAUGCAGAUUUAUUUCCCAGUGUUUUAUUUACGGUGACAGCCUGAAUUCUUCAUUGGUAGCUAUUGUCUCAGUGGACCAAGAUGUUUUGAAAACAUGGGCUGCAACUGAAGGCAUUAAGUACAAGGAUUUAGAACAACUGUGCAAUGACCGAACAGCAAGGGCUGCUGUCCUGUCCGAUAUGGAUGCCAUUGGAAGAGAAGCUCAGCUUAGAGGCUUCGAAUUUGCAAAAGCUGUGACUUUAGAACUUGAACCAUUCACUAUGGAAAACGGACUGCUUACUCCGACUUCAAAGAUUAAGAGACAUCAAGCAAAGGAAUACUUCGCCAAAGCAAUUUCGAACUUGUAUGCGAAGCUCACUACAUCAGAUACCUCUACUUAGAUGUAGUUGUGAAGCCAAUGCAAUAAAAAUGCAGACAGUGAAAGACAAAAAAGAUCUCCAGAUUUUGCCAAGGCUACCAACAUUUCUCAAGUAUGUUUUAAUCCCAUACCUGGAAAAAUAAAAUGGUUGAUUUUUUUUUCCUUCAACUUUUCCCCCCUUCAUACUGAGCAUCACUUACUUCACCUACAU